Molecule: messenger RNA, 2421 nt
Organism: Ostrea edulis (European flat oyster)
Lineage: Eukaryota; Metazoa; Mollusca; Bivalvia; Ostreida; Ostreidae
Exons: 1
Coding region: 1-2016 (671 amino acids)
Source: RefSeq, a predicted model, not a curated record
AUGGCGGAGGGUAACUUUAACUUGUCAAAUUUGAAUGUUGUGGCGAGUCAAAUAGCUUCGGGAAUUUUUGAAGAUGAACCAAAGCAACAGAGUGAAGAGGGUGUAUUUUCUAGAGUCGAUGACAGUUUGGAAGUAACGAGCAAUGCUUUAUACAAUGUUUUCGAAGAGAAGAGAGACAUUUCCAACUCAUACUGUACAACUGGAAAGGAUAUGAAUUACGACCCGAUGCUCGACGAGAAACUCAAGUCACAACAGUUUGUCAAGCCAACUUUUCGGGAACAUCCGACCCCAACAGACGACUCCAAUCAUAUGCCAUACAAAGAAAUUAACUUGUCAAAUAAUUAUUGGGACAAUAUUUCUUCCACCAAGUUUAUUAUAAAUCCAUAUUCGAGUUCCAGUGAUGAAGAGGAUAGUGUUGUUGCAGACAAAAAAUCAACAGUUCAAAAUCAUGAGACGGUGAAUCCAGAAGUCACAGACGAACUCGAGGACGGUGCUGAUCAGGAACACGCCCCUGCUCAGACGUGUGUUGUUUACGACAACAAUCUAGCACCUAAUGAAUCAUCAGAUAACAGAGAAAUCCCAAAUGGAACAUUUAAUCAGAACAGUUAUCCAGACUUCGUUGAUUCCAUGGAAAACAAGCAACCUAUGCCAUCAGCUUGCACCGGAUACUAUUUUGAAUCGGGUACCACGUGUUAUGUCUACCAGCCUGUUCAAAACUUAAAUACCGAAUCGUUCGGAAAUCAGAUUUAUUACCAGAUGCCAUGUUAUAAUGCUGCAAAUUAUAUAGAUGGAAGUUAUCAAUAUGUUUCUCACGGAUACCCAGAUGUGGUGACUGAAAACACUGACAAUACUACAAAUAAUUACAAUUCCUGUGAGCCAUAUCAAACAGAAAAUCACCCAAACACCCCCUCUGUUGAUUCUCGUUCGUAUAUAUUGGAAGGCAGUGAAAAUGAAGAAAAUGGAGUAAAGACCAUUGAUGAAGACCACAAAUCAACAUCUUGCGAAAAAGUUAUUGAUUUAUCAAAACAACAGCAUAACGAUAGUUGUCAUUUUCCGCAAUAUAGCGAAUCAAAUGAAGCGGCGAGAUGUAAUCCCAAUUACCAGGCAUUGUCUGUGCAACAACCGUUACUUGUUGCCGACAAUUGUCAUCCAUUUACGAUCUCUGAAGGCACCAACACCAACUUUCAGUAUCCAGCGAUGUAUAUAUCUCAGAAUGGAUUGGUAACUAUUCUACUGAAGUGUGACAUAUCUGUCGAGAUGACCUUAGACCGGGCUAUCAGAUUGGUUAGUCAUCAAAAGAAUCUUGUUGUUGCGUCUAGCGCAAUGGGGGAUAAUAACUUUUUAAUUCACUCAGCAGGAAUCAUAUCACAUAAGUCGUCUGUUGUUGAGGCUGACAUAUAUUUGAAACGACGUAUCAAAAUGGCGGAGGAAGACAUUAUCUUUGGUAAUUCUGAUAAAAGUUACAAAUUCAACGACAACAAAAUUGAUGUUGAGGCGACACCGGACUUCGCAAAACUUUCCAAAAAUAGUUCCGUCAGCAUUCUAUUUACGUCAAACAAGUCUUCCAAUAAGGAUCUUGUUCAGUCUUGCAUGGAAGUAGUCGCCUGUGCCCAAUACCAUUCACUCGGGCACAUAUCUGGAGGAUACGUAAUUCAUAUAAAUGAUAUGAAAGUCAUUCAGAACGGAAAGGGGGGUGUUAAGGUCGUGUGUCCAGACAAGUUGUUGAGACUCUCCCCAACACGAGAAGAUGUUCUACUGAGUAGCAAAAAUAUUGAAAUGGGAAUCGAAUCCGACUGGAGCAUGUGGAUUAAUCAUGGCAGAAAUGUCAUGAGAGCUAAUAAAUUUGAUCUUAUCCUGUGUAAUGGGAGUAUUGAAGCCGGGUUUGACACGAAUGAUCGUGUCAGGGCUUGCAGGAUCCCGACUGGAAUACCCGUACAUAUCGGGGAAGAAUCAUUUCUUCCCAAGCGGCGUUAUGUUCCCAGGGCUCGUCAAAAGUCCAGGAAGGAAUUCGAUUGAGAAGUUAUGCGAAUUGGGGGAAAAUUACACCAGAAGAACCCAGUGUAGCCAAAUGGCACAACUCCAUUGUCUACAUUUUUCUGGAAAGGAAUAUUUGCCAUUUUCCCUCCUACUGUUUAGAUUUAGUGUGUGAAACGCAUGUUAAAGCAAUCACUUUGCAGGAAAUUUUCGAAUGUAGAUCUGCAAUCUGGUGAUAAAAGCGAGACUGUGCAGAACAUAUGUACUUACAUUCUGAACAUAUUUUAAAACUCAUUUAUUUGUCUUGCUAGUUUUUAAAAUCAAAUCACUGCGUUUAGAAAAAUAUGAACCUGGUCAACAAGUCAUUUUGUUACAUGUAUUGGUUUUUUUUUAAAAUAAUUUUUUCUGAAAAGAACCUUUCUGAUUAAAAGUCCUGACUCAUCUGUC